AUGGCGCAGGCAUCCUUUGACCAGACGACCGACAGCUUCCUGCGCUGGUUCACGUCACUCCCAGGCGCGACGUUUUCAGAGGCCAUCAAGAUUGUUGACCUGAGGUCUCGCAAUGCUGGUCGUGGUAUAGUCGCUACCCAGGACAUCCCGGCGGAUGCCACGCUCUUCACGAUCCCUCGGAAAGCUAUCAUCAAUAUCGAGACAUCUAGGCUGCGCGAGCGGAUCCCGUCACUGUUUGAGAGCAAUGGCGACGAGGACGACCAGCAGCAGCUCGACUCUUGGACAGCGCUCAUCCUGAUACUCAUCUACGAGCACUUCCAAGGCGAGAACUCACAAUGGAAGCCCUACCUGGAUGUCUUGCCCGAGGCCUUUGACACGCCAAUGUUCUGGAACGAUGCCGAGCUGGCCGAGCUGCAAGCCAGCGCGACGCGUUCCAAGAUUGGCCGCGAGAGCGCCGAAGCCACGUUCCGUACGAAGUUGGUGCCGGCUGUGCGGACGAACCCUGGCGUGUUCCCCGGGAGCGAGGGGCUCAACGACGAGGGCCUGAUUGCUCUGGCGCACAGGAUGGGAAGCACAAUCAUGGCGUAUGCGUUCGACCUCGAGAACGAACAUGAAGAGGAGGAGAAUGAAGACGGAUGGGUCGAGGACCGAGAGGGCAAGGAGUUGAUGGGCAUGGCACACGUCAACCACGAAGAUGAGAGCCUGACCGUGACCUCUCUCCGCCCAAUCAGGGCCGGCGAAGAGAUUCUUAACUACUACGGGCCGCUUCCAAACUCGGAGCUUCUUCGCCGAUACGGAUACGUGACCGAGAGGCACGUGCGCUACGAUGUGGUCGAGAUCCCCUGGGACACUGUUUUGAAUGCUGCAGUGGUACAGCUUGGCCUGUCAAGGGACUUUGUUGACAAGGCUCUCGAGCGGCUGGAUGAAGAGGAGCUGGAAGAUGUCUUCGUGCUGGAGCGUGAGUUUGUCGAACCAAACUCGGACGGCACUUUUGCUGGCCCGGCUACUCUCGAGGACAUGCCCGCGGACCUCCAGGACCAGCUCAAGAGGCUUCUCAAGGCACUGCAAAAGCUCGAUGAAGGCCUGGUUCCAGACAAGCGGAAACGUGCCGAAAUGCAACAGGCCAUCCUUGUCAAGUCAAUCCUGGAUAUCGAGUCGAGGUACCCAACGACCAUGGCCGAGGACAAGCUUUUCCUGCAGCAGGAAAGCAUCACGCCACGUCAACGAAUGGCAGCGCAAGUGAGGCUGGGAGAGAAGCAACUUUUGCAAGAAGCCAAGGGGCUCCUAGCCAGCGCUUCGGCUGAGACCGGACAGGACGGUUCCGGGCCGGCCAAGAAGGCCAGGCGGGCCGGCUGA
Molecule: messenger RNA, 1356 nt
Organism: Purpureocillium lilacinum
Lineage: Eukaryota; Fungi; Ascomycota; Sordariomycetes; Hypocreales; Ophiocordycipitaceae
Source: RefSeq, a predicted model, not a curated record